AUGUCCUCCGAUGACAUGAGUAGCUAUGCGGCAGGCGGUUUCAUUUUUAGAAACCCUCUUGGAAGCCCCCUUGCUGCAGCUGCUUUCAACUUUGGUUCAACGACUGUUCCUGUAGCUAAAGCCCUAGCCCUCCGUAACGGCCUCAUUGAUGCAAAAAGAAGAGGCUUUAAAAAGGUGGAGGUUGAAGGCGACUCCAAGCUCGUAAUUAAUGUCAUUAAUGGCGUCUCUGCACCCCCGUGGAGAUUGCUUAAGCUUUGUCAAGAUAUUAAAUCCCUUCGAAGCUCGUUCGAGUUCAUCAGCUUCAAACAUGUUUUCAAGGAGGCGAACUUUGUGGCUUACGCCAUUGCAAACUUUGAUCAUAGGUUAGAUAAUUCGUGUGUUUGGGAGGAGUGUGUUCCUCCGGAUGCAGUUUUAGCUUUAACCUUUGACUCUGUAAACUCAUGGUGCACUAGAGGCACCUCUAUUUAG
Messenger RNA from Fragaria vesca subsp. vesca, 468 nucleotides. RefSeq lists its product as uncharacterized. Gene Ontology annotation, molecular function: nucleic acid binding; RNA-DNA hybrid ribonuclease activity. The coding region runs from base 1 to 468 and encodes 155 amino acids. The transcript is spliced from 2 exons. Lineage: Eukaryota; Viridiplantae; Streptophyta; Magnoliopsida; Rosales; Rosaceae. The record is from RefSeq and is a predicted model, not a curated record.